This is a messenger RNA of Scophthalmus maximus (turbot), 2828 nucleotides long. RefSeq names its product WD40 repeat-containing protein SMU1-like. Gene Ontology annotation, biological process: mRNA splicing, via spliceosome. NCBI's taxonomy places the organism in Eukaryota, Metazoa, Chordata, Actinopteri, Pleuronectiformes, Scophthalmidae. Gene Ontology annotation, molecular function: protein binding. Bases 148 to 1686 code for a protein of 512 amino acids. Gene Ontology annotation, cellular component: precatalytic spliceosome. The transcript has 12 exons. The record is from RefSeq and is a predicted model, not a curated record.
ACUGCAAAAAAAAUAAAAAGCGCUGGAGACACAAGAGAAGCACGUGUAGUGGGUGGUCCUCGGCACGUGGCUCUAGCGAGCGCCGAGCCCGAGCCCGAGCCGCCACACCGUCAGUCCGGUGCGGCAACAGCAGGAGACAACACCAGCAUGGCCAUGGAGAUGGAGCCCUCGGACGUGAUCCGCCUGAUUAUGCAGUAUCUCAAGGAGAACAACCUCUACCGAACGCUGAGCACCUUGCAGGAGGAAACCACCGUCUCGCUCAACACGGUGGAAAGCAUCGACAGCUUCAUCGCCGACAUCAAAAGUGGCCACUGGGACUGUGUCCUGCUGGCCAUCGAGUCCCUCAAGCUGCCCGACAACACGCUCAUUGACCUUUACGAGCAGGUUGUGAUGGAGCUCAUUGAAAUGAGAGAGGUGGGUGCAGCUCGCUCGCUCCUCCGACAAACGGACCCCAUGAUCAUGCUGAAGCAGACUCAGCCAGAGAGGUACCGCCACUUGGAGAACCUGCUAACUUGCUCCUACUUUGACCCUCGAGAGGCAUACCCGAAGGGCAGCAGCAAGGAGAAGCGACGCAGGGCAAUAGCUGAGGCACUGGCCAGGGAGGUCAGCGUGGUGCCCCCCUCUCGCCUCAUGGGGCUCCUGGAGCAAGUCGGUUCGAUGAAAAUACAGCAGGAUCCGGAUCAUCUCUCCCCAGACAUGACCAUCGACACGUCUGGCAACAAGGAGAGACAUCAUGUGGAGAAAGAGAUCUGUCCAACCCAGCUGUACCGCCACAUCAAGUUUGGACGACGGUCACAUGUGGAGUGUGCCCGUUUCUCUCCCGAUGGAAAGUACUUAAUCACCGGAUCGGUGGACGGGUUCAUUGAGGUCUGGAACUUCAACACUGGAAAAAUUAGCAAGGAUUUAAAGUACCAGGCACAAGAUAGCUUCAUGAUGAUGGACGAUGCGGUGCUGUGUUUGUGCUUCAGUCAGGACACUGAUCUGCUGGCAACUGGAGCUCAGAAUGGCAAAAUAAAGGUGUGGAAGAUCCAGAGCGGCUUGUGCUUGCGCAGGUUUGAACACGCCCACAGCAAAGGUGUGACCUGUCUGAACUUCUCCAGGGACCGCAACCAGAUCCUCAGUGCCUCCUUCGAUCAGACCAUCAGAAUCCAUGAACUGAGGUCGGGCAAGACACUAAAGGAGUUCAACGGCCACUCGUCGUUUGUCAAUGACGCUUCUUUCUCCCGUGAUGGAUUUCACAUCAUCAGCGGCUCGUCUGAUGGCACCGUCAAGAUCUGGAACACAAAGACCUGCGAAUGCAUCCACACGUUCAAGUCGUUGUCCCGGACGCCGGAGGUCCCCGUCAACAGUGUGAUUCCUCUUCCCCAAAACCCGGAGCACUUUGUGGUUUGUAACCACUCCAGCAAAGUGGUCAUCAUGAGCGUGCACGGACAGACUGUGAAGGCCUUCAGCUCAGAUCAGAAGGAAGCAACGGACUUUGUGUGUUGCACCUUGUCACCCCGCGGGGAGUGGAUCUACUGUGUGGGAGAGGACUUAGUCCUGUACUGCUUCAACUAUACGACGGGGAGUUUGGAGAAAACGCUGACCGUUCACGAGAAAGACGUCAUUGGCAUAACUCACCAUCCGCACGAGAAUCUGAUUGCCACAUACAGCGAGGACGGCCUCCUGAGGCUAUGGAAACCUUAAAGCGCCGCCCGCGUCCUAUAACGGAGGACCUAGAGAGCCAUACACAAAGUCCCACAGCAAUCCGUUCAAUUUUUGUUAAACUAUGAUUGAAUUAAACACCUUACAAAUGGAUAUUAUAAUCCAUUCGUAAAUCAUAAACCGCUUCAUGGAUUGAGAAAACAAUCUUACCCCCAUGGUCCAUUUAGUUCUGGAGCUUUUGAUCAUAUCACGUGAUCUUCCUCGGUGGAAUCCUAGUUGUCAUGGAACUGUAGUUAAGAUGUCCAGUUUUUCCGAGCACAUCAAGAACUUCUGGUCAAUUCUAACAAUAAUUUCCAAGUAAACUGGACCAGCUCCGUCUGCAGAUGGCUGUGAUGUGACCAAAAGUCCAGAACAAAACUUACUUUGAGUUUGUUAUAUGCUGUUUCCAUGGUCAAUAAUUAACCUUGGACAUUGAAUUGUUUCAAUAUUAAUAAUAAUUUAAUUUAUCUAUAAAUUAAUUAUCUUAAACACCUUUUUAUUAAUCUUUGCGUUGCUGUCUAGGUCCUCAACACUGUACACAGUCUUCCUCAUGGAUUCCAGCUUCACCAGUGCAGUUUGAAAAUCCCCAUUUUCAUCUCUUCUGUCUGUAUUAGACAUGAAAAUGCAUGAUGGUGAACUGUCGUGAAAAUAUGUAUAAUAUGAAAAUCGCCUCGUGUUUGGGCAUAAACAAACAAUUUCAGGUAAAUUAUUUGUCAGCGUCUGGUUUAUAGUUAUACUUUUGUUAUUCAAUGAUUAUGAUUCAGGUGUAAUCAUUUGUUUGCAUGCUACCUCAGUUGCUCCGUCUAAAUGUGACUGUCCAAAAAAUAUGCAUGCCGACUAAUGGUAAACCUCAACGGACCUCCAGUGGCACAUUCCGUAUCCUGUGUGUAUAUAAUAAAUGUGUUGUACCCGACGGGGUCACGUCACUGUCACUUUGCUGCGUCGACUGUAAUCACUGUUCCUGUGCAUUAGUGGGACGCCUGCACGAAACAGAGCUACCGCCUGGACCAGUCACUGUCACUCUGCCAUCGUUGUAAAAAUAGCGUUUCAUCGUUUACGCACUCUAUUUUCUAUAUUCUUUGUUGAGUUUAUCACACUGCCAGCAAAGUAAAAAAAAAAUGAUUAUCAAUAAAAUACAUAAUUUA